AUGGCUGAUCCUCAAAGCGCCAAACGCGCGCGAUCUAAUACCAUUGGCGAUGCCCAUGUCAAUACGACAGCGCUGGCGCCAGCAGAAGAUAUUUUCCAGCGCAUUGAACAGCUCGAUAUACAGACUGUCACCGACAUUCUCACGCAAGCAGCGCAAAUCCAUCCCGACGUCCUGACCAUGGUGGACGAUGCUAUUCGCUACGAUGUCUCCUUCGAAGUGGCUGAGGAGGUCGUUGAAACCAUUCAAUUAAUCGCGGAACAGUGUGGCCCAUUCACGAACCCUCGGACACGCUUCAAUGGCCUCUCUACCCUACGCAAAAUCGGGAAGACGAUUGCACUAUCUUCCAACGAUGUAGUGGGCCAUGAGGUGCAAGAGCGGUUCCAAUAUGAUACUGCUCUUGUGACUGCGAUGCGGGAAAUAAUCGAAUCUAUGACGGAGGAUGAAGUCCGCGCGAUCAGAGAGAAUGAGUCGAGCCCAGAAGCGUUGUGGCCAAAAUUGCUGGAAUUGGAGGAACUGUCCGUUGAUCACUGCAUUCAUCCUGAGCUAGGAGAAGUGUUGAAUCUAUUGGAUCCUGCUCGCUGUGAGGAUGAGGAUGAAGAAGAUAAAGAGGAAGAGGACGAGGAAUGGGACGAGUGGUCCAAUGAUCGUAUUCAUUGA
This is a messenger RNA of Penicillium griseofulvum, 657 nucleotides long. RefSeq lists its product as uncharacterized. Bases 1 to 657 code for a protein of 218 amino acids. The transcript has 2 exons. The record is from RefSeq and is a predicted model, not a curated record. Lineage: Eukaryota; Fungi; Ascomycota; Eurotiomycetes; Eurotiales; Aspergillaceae.